Manis pentadactyla (Chinese pangolin) is the source of this 882-nucleotide messenger RNA. It is a transcript of the gene MRPL32, whose product is annotated as mitochondrial ribosomal protein L32. Gene Ontology annotation, biological process: translation. Gene Ontology annotation, molecular function: structural constituent of ribosome. Lineage: Eukaryota; Metazoa; Chordata; Mammalia; Pholidota; Manidae. The transcript is spliced from 3 exons. The record is from RefSeq and is a predicted model, not a curated record. The coding region runs from base 41 to 607 and encodes 188 amino acids. Gene Ontology annotation, cellular component: mitochondrial large ribosomal subunit.
GACCAAGCAGCCUAGUGGGAGCGGUGUUUGGGCAACGAAAAUGGCGUCGGCCUUGCUGGUGCUCGUCGUUCCGCAGUGGUCGGCAGCCCGGGGCCUCCUCUGGAACUGUUGGGAACGACUGCAGUGGAUACUUCAGCAGAGCCGUCCAGGCCUUCCCAGUCCUCCGUGGGUACCAGCAUUAGCAGUCCAAGGUUCAGCUGUAUUUACAGAACUAGCAAAUGACACCAGUGGAAGUAAGGAGAUUUCCAGCCUUUUGGAUAGUAUCUUUUGGAUGGCAGCACCUAAAAACAGACGCAGCAUUGAAGUUAACCGGUGUAGGAGAAGAAACCCUCGGAAGCUUAUUAAAGUUAAGAACAAUAUAGAUGUUUGUCCUGAAUGUGGUCACCUGAAACUGAAACAUGUCCUUUGUGGCUAUUGCUAUGAGAAGGUAUGCAAAGAGACUGCAGAAAUCAGAAGACAGAUAGGGAAACAAGAAGGGGGCCCUUUUAAGGCUCCUACCACAGAGACGGUGAUUCUGUACAUGGGAGAGACACCAUCCGAACAAGAUCAGGGCAAGAGGAUCAUUGAACGAGACAGAAAGCGACCAUCCUGGUUCACGCAGAAUUAAUACCAAAGGUGCUUAAAAAAGAUGACUUCACAUAAAACAUUUCUCUUGCAAGAAAGGAAGAUUCUUCAUUUUUAUGUGGUUUUGUGCUUGUUUUUAAAUUGUGUAGUUUAAAACAUUUUAUAGGCACUUCUGUGAGUAAUUUGAAGAAUGUAUCAAGAGUAAACUUAAAAUAUUUAUGGAUUAAUAUCUGUUUCUAUUAUACUAUAAGGUUUUAAGUAAACAUAAAAUUUCCAGGGCAGAAAAAUAAAACAAAUCAUUUCAAAUCCAUAGCAAGA